GGGAGUGUGAGGAGCGCCAGACUCCUGGACAGAGUGGGGUCAAUUUUCCCCUUAGUCACUGUCCUCUCCCCUCCCAAAUGGCCUCCCAUCUCGCUGGCUGGGGUGAUUCGGGGGUGACUCAGGGACAUCCUACACACCCCUGGAUUCUCUGGAAAUGGCAAGGGGUGGUGUGCUGUAUACCCCGGCCACCAGCACCCAUGGGAGGGGGGAAGGUUGUAGCAGACCCAGCGCUUGGGGUGGGGGUGGGGGCUGUUUCCCUAGCAUGGCCGAGGAGAGAGGGGUGCUGGGGUCCGUGGAGGAUCUAGAGGCGUGAGAGCCAGAGCUGCCGGGCACCUCUCCUGCCUGUACCCCCUCCCCGGCUGAGCCCUGCAGCCUGGCCCCAGGCCAAGAGCCGGCUCAGCAGGUCCCAGGGGUGUGGUGGCUACCAGCAGUGGAGCCAGCCUACGCUGGCCAGGCAAUCAGCAGAGGCAGCACAGUCCAUCAGGAGCAGCCGAGUGUGUGGCAGCGGGAGCCCAGAGAGGCAGCGUGACCAUGAGCUCUCUGCUGUCCUACGCCCUGCCCGCCCUGGGCAGCUAUGCCAUGCUGUCCAUCUUCUUCCUGCGCCGGCCUCGCCUGCUGCACACACCCUGGGCUCCAGUCUUCCUGCCACGCCUGGGGGCCCACCGAGCAGGAUCUGGAGAACUACUGGAGAACACCAUGGAGGCCAUGGAGAACUCCCUGGCCCAGCGAUCAGACUUCCUGGAACUUGACUGCCAGUUGACACGAGAUGGCGUGGUGGUGGUAUCUCACGACCAGAACCUGUCCCGCCAGUCAGGCGUGAACAGGGACGUGAGCAGCCUGGACUUUGAGGAGCUGCCCCUCUACAAGGAGGAGCUGGAGGUCUACUUCUCACCAGGUCGCUUUGCACACGGGUCGGACCGGCACAUGGUGAGUCUGGAGGACGUGUUCCAGAGGUUCCCUCGGAUGCCCAUGAGCGUGGAGAUCAAAGAGGAAAACGAAGAGCUCAUUAACAAGAUAGCAGGCCUGGUGAGGCACUUUGACCGAAAUGAAAUCACCGUCUGGGCCACGGAGAAGAGCUCGGUCAUGAAGAAGUGCAGGGCUGCUAACCCCGAGAUGCCGUUCUCCUUCACCAUCGGCCGAGCUAUCUGGUUGUUACUGCUCUAUUACCUGGGGUUGCUGCCCUUUGCAUCCAUCCCGGAGAGGUUUUUCUUCUGCUUCCUGCCCACCAUCAUCAAUAGGACCUACUUCCCAUUUUCCUGCUCUGGGCUGAACCAGCUGGCAGCUGUGAUUUCCAAAUGGUUAAUCAUGAGGAGAAGUCUGAUCCACCACCUGGAGCAGCGAGGAGUGCAGUUUGCAAAAAAAUCCGGACUAACAAUCCACUCCAGCAUCCCACUGCCGGGAGGUCUCCGCAGAGGAGGAGAGCUCCCACCAUCUGGAUUCAAGGGGAAACUCCAGGUAAAGUUGUUUGAAACUAUGAGCCCCUCCCUCCCCACGCAGGUGGUCUUUUGGUGCCUUAAUGAAGAGUCGGAUUUUGAAGUGGCCUAUGGCCUGGGGGCCAGUGGCGUCAUGACAGAUUAUCCCACAGCCCUGAGGCACUACCUGGACAACCAUGGAGGAGCUGCCCAGGCGUCCUAACAGCCCGGAGGCCCUCACCCUCUCCUCUAUUUCUCUUCUUCAAUAAAUAUUUUCUUUUCA
Messenger RNA from Prionailurus viverrinus (fishing cat), 1695 nucleotides. It is a transcript of the gene GDPD3, whose product is annotated as glycerophosphodiester phosphodiesterase domain containing 3. Gene Ontology annotation, cellular component: endoplasmic reticulum membrane. The record is from RefSeq and is a predicted model, not a curated record. Bases 532 to 1635 code for a protein of 367 amino acids. Gene Ontology annotation, biological process: glycerophospholipid catabolic process. The transcript is spliced from 10 exons. Gene Ontology annotation, molecular function: phosphatidylcholine lysophospholipase A1 activity; phosphoric diester hydrolase activity. NCBI's taxonomy places the organism in Eukaryota, Metazoa, Chordata, Mammalia, Carnivora, Felidae.